AUGGAUCUCACCAGUGGCGCUGUGAUCCCCCCCGCCUCGUCUCGAGUACGUGGCGGCAGCGGGAAGCUGUUCGCUCUCGAGCUCGAGGAUGGCACUGUCUACCAGGGUUACAGCUUUGGCGCUGAGAAGAGCGUGGCAGGAGAGCUGGUUUUCCAGACUGGCAUGGUAGGUUACCCGGAGUCAGUGACUGACCCCUCCUAUCGUGGCCAGAUCCUGGUCGUCACUUUCCCCUUGGUGGGCAACUAUGGUGUUCCCUCUCGGGAGACCAUGGACGAGUUGUUGAAGACAUUACCAAAAUACUUUGAGUCUACUGAGAUUCACAUUGCGGCACUCGUCGUUGCCACCUACGCCGGAGAGGACUACUCACACUUCCUUGCUGAGUCCUCCCUAGGACAAUGGCUCAAGGAACAGGGUGUUCCUGCCAUGCACGGAGUCGACACCCGUGCUCUGACAAAGCGCAUCCGUCAGAAGGGUAGCAUGCUUGGCCGCAUGCUGCUCCAGAAGUCCGAUGAAACAUUGGAGGAGGCUCCAGUGGACAAGGACAGCUGGAGGUCGUACUUCGAGCAGACUGAGUGGGUUGACCCGAAUAAGAAGAACCUCGUGAGCGAAGUCUCCAUUCGGGAACCACGUCUUUUCUCCCCUCCUGAGGAUGUUGCUCUCAAACAUCCUUCUGGUCGUCCGGUUCGCGUUCUGUGCUUGGACGUUGGUCUGAAAUUCAACCAGCUGCGCUGCCUGCUUGCUCGGGGCGUUGAAGUCUUGGUCGUCCCUUGGGACUAUGACUUCCCCACCCUUGCCGGCAAGGACUACGAUGGUCUCUUUGUCUCCAACGGUCCUGGUGACCCUGCCACACUGACCACUACGGUUAACAACCUGUCAAAGACCCUCAAGGAGGCACGGACACCUGUGUUCGGUAUCUGUCUGGGUCAUCAGUUGAUUGCCCGCUCUGUCGGUGCUCAGACCUUGAAGAUGAAGUUCGGUAACCGUGGUCACAAUAUCCCUUGCACGAGCAUGGUGACCGGCAAGUGUCACAUCACCUCUCAGAACCACGGUUAUGCCGUCGAUUCCACAAGCCUCCCCGAGGACUGGGAGGAGCUGUUUGUGAAUGCCAAUGAUGGCAGUAACGAAGGUAUCCGGCACACCAGCCGUCCGUUCUUCAGUGUCCAGUUCCACCCCGAGAGCACUCCUGGUCCUAGGGAUACCGAGUAUCUCUUCGAUGUGUUCAUCAACAGCAUCAAGGAUACUCUGACAUCCCCAGAAGCUAUCAACAACCCCGUUACCUUCCCAGGUGGUACCAUGGAAGAGAACAUCAAAGCCUCUCCUCGUGUCUCCGUCAAGAAGGUUUUGAUUUUGGGAAGCGGUGGUCUUAGCAUUGGUCAAGCUGGAGAAUUCGAUUACUCCGGAAGUCAGGCUAUCAAGGCCUUGAAGGAAGAGGGAAUCUACACUGUCCUGAUUAACCCGAACAUUGCCACCAUUCAGACCUCCAAGGGAUUGGCGGACAAGGUGUAUUUCCUUCCUGUGAAUGCGGAUUUCGUGCGAAAGGUUAUCAAGCACGAGCGGCCCGAUGCCAUCUACGUCACUUUUGGUGGCCAGACCGCGCUGCAAGUCGGUAUCCAGCUCAAGGACGAGUUUGAGUCCCUUGGUGUCAAGGUUCUGGGUACACCAAUCGAUACUAUCAUCACCACUGAGGAUCGUGAGCUCUUUGCUCGUAGCAUGGACUCGAUUAACGAGAAAUGUGCCAAGUCGGCUUCGGCAUCCAACCUCGAGGAGGCCCUCCGAGUCGUGGAAGAUAUCAAAUUUCCUGUCAUCGUCCGUGCUGCUUACGCUCUCGGAGGUCUCGGCAGUGGUUUCGCCAAUAACAUGGAGGAGCUGAAGGACCUUUGCACAAAGGCGUUUGCCGCCAGUCCCCAGGUCUUGAUUGAGAAGAGUAUGAAGGGCUGGAAGGAAAUCGAGUACGAGGUUGUCCGUGACGCCAGAGACAACUGUAUCACCGUUUGUAACAUGGAAAACUUCGAUCCUCUCGGUAUCCAUACCGGUGACUCCAUUGUUGUUGCACCGUCGCAGACUCUCUCUGAUGAGGAUUACAACAUGCUGCGUACAACCGCUGUCAAUGUUAUCCGUCAUCUUGGCGUUGUUGGAGAGUGCAAUAUCCAAUAUGCGCUCAACCCAUUCUCGAAGGAGUACUGCAUCAUUGAAGUGAAUGCUCGUCUGUCAAGAUCCUCUGCUCUUGCUUCAAAGGCUACUGGUUAUCCUCUUGCUUUCAUUGCGGCCAAGCUUGGUUUGGGCAUUCCUCUAAAUGAGAUCAAGAACUCUGUUACCAAGGUCACUUGCGCUUGCUUCGAGCCUUCCCUUGACUACUGCGUUGUGAAGAUUCCCCGCUGGGAUCUUAAGAAGUUCACUCGUGUGUCUACUCAGCUUGGCUCCUCUAUGAAGAGUGUUGGUGAAGUCAUGAGCAUUGGACGAACCUUCGAGGAAGCGAUUCAGAAGGCCAUUCGUUCCGUUGAUUUCCACAAUCUUGGUUUCAACGAGACCAGUGCACUUAUGUCCAUCAAGGGCGAACUGCAAACUCCAUCCGAUCAACGUUUGUUCGCCAUCGCCAAUGCAAUGGCCGCUGGAUAUAGCGUCGAUGACAUCUGGAAAUUAACCCAGAUCGAUAAGUGGUUCCUUAGCAGACUUAAGGGUCUCAGUGACUUUAGCAAGCUUAUGUCUACUCAUAAUGCCACCACUGUUCCCAGACCUCUUAUUCGACAGGCCAAGCAGCUGGGUUUCUCCGAUCGUCAACUUGCCAAGUUCCUUAGCUCCAACGAGCUAGCCAUCCGUCGCAUGCGUGUUGAAGCUGGCAUUAUCCCUAUUGUCAAGCAGAUUGAUACCGUUGCUGCUGAGUUCCCCUCGGUAACGAACUAUCUGUAUCUUACUUACAAUGCCUCUGAGCAUGACGUUGCCUUCGACGAUAAGGGUAUCAUGGUCUUGGGAUCUGGUGUUUACAGAAUUGGUUCCUCCGUCGAGUUCGACUGGUGCUCUGUCCGUACUAUCCGUACGCUCCGUGAACAGGGCUACAAAACCGUCAUGGUCAACUAUAACCCUGAAACCGUUAGUACAGAUUAUGACGAGGCCGAUCGCUUGUACUUUGAGAACAUUAACUUGGAGACUGUCUUGGAUAUCUACCAGUUGGAAUCCUCCAGCGGUGUUAUCAUGUCCAUGGGUGGUCAGACUCCAAACAACAUCGCCCUGCCUCUCCACCGUCUCAAUGUCCGCAUUCUCGGAACCUCUCCUGAGAUGAUCGACGGAGCUGAGAACAGAUACAAGUUCUCGCGUAUGCUCGACCGUAUCGGUGUCGAUCAGCCGGCGUGGAAGGAGCUUACUAGCAUCGAGGAAGCAACCGGCUUCUGCGACAAAGUUGGCUACCCUGUGCUUGUCCGACCCUCCUAUGUGCUUUCAGGAGCUGCCAUGAACACUGUCUACUCUGAGCAUGAUCUUGCUAGCUAUCUUAACCAAGCCGCUGAGGUUUCGCGCGAGCAUCCUGUUGUUAUCACCAAGUACAUUGAGAAUGCCAAGGAGAUUGAGAUGGACGCUGUGGCACUUAACGGUACCAUGGUUGGACAUUUUAUCUCCGAGCACGUCGAGAAUGCUGGUGUCCACUCGGGUGACGCCACAUUGAUCUUGCCCCCCCAGGAUCUGGACCCGGAGACCGUCCGGCGCAUCGAGGAGGCUACUAGGAAGAUCGGUAAUGCCCUUAAUGUCACUGGUCCUUACAACAUCCAAUUCAUCGCAAAGGACAAUGAUAUCAAGGUCAUCGAAUGUAACGUCAGAGCUUCUCGUUCCUUCCCAUUCGUUUCCAAAGUCAUGGGAGUCGACCUCAUUGAGAUGGCCACCAAGGCGAUGCUCGGUGUUCCCUUCCAGGAAUACCCUCCUGUCAGUGUUCCUAAGGACUAUGUUGGCGUGAAGGUGCCCCAGUUCUCCUUCUCCCGUCUCUCUGGAGCCGAUCCCGUCUUGGGUGUCGAGAUGGCCUCCACCGGUGAAGUUGCUUCCUUCGGCCGCGACAAGUACGAAGCUUAUCUCAAGGCACUUUUGUCGACUGGUUUCCGCCUGCCGAAGCGCAAUGUGCUGUUCUCUAUCGGUUCAUACAAAGAGAAACUCGAGAUGUUACCAUCAAUUCGCAAGCUGCACCAGAUUGGGUUCAACCUCUUUGCUACCUCUGGUACCGCCGAUUUCCUGAAGGAGAACGGUGUCCCUGUUAAGUACCUCGAGAUCCUGCCAGGCCAAGAGGAUGAACUCAAGUCCGAGUACUCGCUCACUCAGCACUUGUCGAACAACCUCAUCGACCUCUACAUCAAUUUGCCGUCUAGCAACCGAUUCAGGCGCCCUGCCAACUAUAUGAGUAAGGGUUACCGUACUCGCCGAAUGGCGGUUGACUACCAAACCCCCUUGGUCACCAAUGUCAAGAACGCCAAGAUCCUGAUUGAAGCUAUUGCUCGUCACUAUGACCUGGCCGUCCAGACCAUUGAUUACCAGACCAGCCAUCGCACUGUCACCCUUCCUGGCUUGAUCAACGUUGCCGCUUUCGUGCCCGGCCUCAUGACUCCUGGCUCCAAGGACUUCGAGCCUGUCGGUGAACUUGGACCUCCCUUGUAUCCCACCGUCUCGCAAACUUCCUCUCCUCUGCAUGAAAUGCUCUCCCGGUCAACUUUCAGACAGAAGCAUGUGCUCUCUGUCGGCCAGUUCACUCGUGCCGACCUACACUUGCUCUUCACUGUGGCUCAAGAGAUGCGUCUUGGGGUUCAACGCCAGGGCGUCCUCGAUGUUCUGAAGGGCCGUGUCCUUUGUACCCUCUUUUAUGAGCCUUCGACCAGAACGUCGGCUUCAUUUGACGCUGCUAUGCAGCGUCUGGGAGGACGUACCAUUGCCAUCUCUACGGAACAUUCUUCGACAAAGAAGGGUGAGACCUUGCAAGAUACCCUCCGAACCCUCGGCUGCUACGGAGACGCUGUCGUUCUCCGCCACCCUGACCCGGCCAGCACUGAAGUCGCUGCCAAGUUCUCCCCCGUUCCCGUCAUCAACGGUGGAAAUGGAAGUGUCGAGCACCCCACGCAGGCAUUCCUUGAUCUCUUCACCAUCCGCGAAGAACUGGGAACUGUUACUGGCUUGACGAUUACCUUCACUGGUGACCUGAGAUAUGGUCGCACCGUCCAUUCUCUCAUUAAGCUGCUCCAGUUCUACGACGUGCGGGUGCAGCUCGUCGCCCCUAAGGAUUUGUCCUUGCCGGAAGAGGUUCGUCAGCAAGUUAUUGCUUCUGGCCAGCUGGUUGUGGAGUCCGAGGAAUUGACUCCGGAGAUUGUUGCCCGCUCCGACGUUUUGUACUCUACGCGCGUCCAGAAGGAGCGUUUCGCCGACCUGGAGCAGUAUGAGCGUCUCAAGAACAGCUUCGUCAUCGACAAUGCUCUUCUCAAGCACGCUAAGAGCCACAUGGUUGUGAUGCACCCCUUGCCCAGAAAUGCGGAGAUUGCGGAGGAGGUCGACUUCGACCAGCGGGCGGCUUAUUUCAGACAGAUGAGAUAUGGCCUCUACUGUCGCAUGGCUUUGCUUGCAUUGAUUCUGGCGCCUUAG
Messenger RNA from Aspergillus oryzae RIB40, 5601 nucleotides. Its product is annotated as bifunctional carbamoylphosphate synthetase/aspartate transcarbamylase. Gene Ontology annotation, biological process: L-citrulline biosynthetic process; L-glutamine metabolic process; UTP biosynthetic process. Bases 1 to 5601 code for a protein of 1866 amino acids. Gene Ontology annotation, cellular component: cytosol; cytoplasm. NCBI's taxonomy places the organism in Eukaryota, Fungi, Ascomycota, Eurotiomycetes, Eurotiales, Aspergillaceae. The transcript has 4 exons. The record is from RefSeq and is a predicted model, not a curated record. Gene Ontology annotation, molecular function: aspartate carbamoyltransferase activity; dihydroorotase activity; carbamoyl-phosphate synthase (glutamine-hydrolyzing) activity.